Rubroshorea leprosula is the source of this 1169-nucleotide messenger RNA. NCBI's taxonomy places the organism in Eukaryota, Viridiplantae, Streptophyta, Magnoliopsida, Malvales, Dipterocarpaceae. The record is from the annotation of a GenBank genome assembly.
GAUGUGGCCUUUUUUCUAACAUGGAUGCUAAGGUGGAGGCACCACCUAGUCAAACAUCCCAAAAUCAUCAGAUCAAGCCGAGUGCAACACUUCCCACGGCUUCCUCCUGCAGCAACCUUGACACAACGGCUAACUCACACCAACAGAAUUACUUUAGCUUCUCCUUCAUUGACCUCCUCGCCGCGACCGGUGAUGUACCCUUGAUUACCGACGGUGGUGGCAACAAACGCAGUGGUGGGUCGUCGUUGUCGGAUUGCAUUGCUGAGACCAGAUCCAAUGUGCCAAAGUUCAAGUCGAUUCCUCCUCCUUCACUGCCUAUCUAUCCUCCUCUUGUUUCUCCUUCUUCUUGUUUUUCCAUCCCUCCUGGAUUGAGUCUGGCGGAGCUUCUCGACUCCCCUGUUUUGCUGAGGGAAGAAAUAACGAGAGAGAAAGACAGAAGAGGCGGAGGAAGCGGUGUCUCUAUCGUGCUUAGCCUUGGAAAGAGGCCAGAGCUUCGGUUGUUACGUUGCUGUUGUGCCUGGGUUCGAAAGAACCUGCGCCUAGGUUCCAACGAACCCAAGCGUGUUGGGUGCAAAGGAACCCAGUGCAUGGUUCUUUGGAUCCCAGGCGUGGGCUCCUGGUCAUCAUCUUCGGCAACAAAAAUAAUCCUCCGGAGAACGAUCCCAUUAGAGGUGGAAGCGGCGGUGGGGUUGUGGGAAGGGGAGCGAGGGGGGAGGAGCAACAGUAGAUGUAGGAGGCAGGGAGGAUGGGGGUGGAUUAAAGGCCAAGGAUUUUGUCUCUCUUUGAUGGGGAUUCAACAAGUCUUAGCAGUGAGAAGGGGAACAUACAGGGGUGAUGAAGGUGUUGACCAAGUUUCUGGCCAUGGAAGAUUUCGAUCUUAUGGUGGAAACAGUGGGGGUUGGGGAAAAGGAGUGGUGUAUCUUAGCUUACCGAUCUGUUUUGCUUUGGACGACAAGCCGACAUGGCUAUCUUGCCCUAUUAACGAUGGGUGAGGAGGAAGGGGUUUGGUUGGCUUUGGGAGGAAUUGGGAAUUGUUUUGUCAAUGGUGGCUAAGGGGUGGCCGGCGACGGCGACAACUUUUUUCUGACAAGGGCUUGCAUUUCUCAGUGGGAUUGCUUGAAUUGGAUUUUUUGGUGAUUGGAUGGAACCUGGCAUGCCUAGGUUCCUUC